Molecule: messenger RNA, 1310 nt
Organism: Leguminivora glycinivorella
Lineage: Eukaryota; Metazoa; Arthropoda; Insecta; Lepidoptera; Tortricidae
Gene: DCP2
Product: m7GpppN-mRNA hydrolase
Exons: 6
Coding region: 127-1251 (374 amino acids)
Biological process (GO): deadenylation-dependent decapping of nuclear-transcribed mRNA; nuclear-transcribed mRNA catabolic process, nonsense-mediated decay
Cellular component (GO): cytoplasm; P-body
Molecular function (GO): manganese ion binding; RNA binding; 5'-(N(7)-methylguanosine 5'-triphospho)-[mRNA] hydrolase activity
Source: RefSeq, a predicted model, not a curated record
UAAAACCGAGAUUCGUAAUUUUUGUACAUUUCGGCAUUUCGAUACAAAACCAAAACAAAUGUGUUUUUGUGUUUAAAUACUUCUAUUUUAUAAAAUUAUUAUUUAUAAAAACAGAAAAGUGCAACCAUGGCUACAGCGGGUAGCUCGUUACGCGUUAAACAUUCAAUACCCAUUGAUAUUCUCGAUGACUUAUGCAGUCGCUUCAUCAUCAACCUGCCGGAGUCGGAGCGCGGGGACCUGGUGCGCAUCUGCUUCCAGAUGGAACUAGCGCACUGGUUCUACCUCGACUAUUACUGUACGGAUGAGGCUCACAAUCUGCACCCGUGUGGUAUAAGGGACUUUGCACAGCAUAUAUUCCAGCAUGUCCCCACGCUGCGAGAACACCUCACCAGCCUCGACUCAGUGCUAGAAAACUGGCGUGAGUACAAACAGACAGUGCCCACAUACGGCGCCAUACUGCUGGACCAGGAGCUAAGCCAUGUGCUGCUGGUGCAGUCCUACUGGACCAAGGCGUCCUGGGGCUUCCCGAAGGGCAAGGUCAAUGAGGGUGAAGAGCCGUGGAAGUGCGCUGCUAGAGAGGUCCUUGAAGAAACCGGUUUCGAUAUAAGCAAGCACAUAAACAAGAAUGACUACAUCGAAGCCAUAAUCCACGACCAGAUAGUCCGCCUCUACAUCAUCGGUUACAUUCCGCGGGACACCAAGUUUCAGCCCCGCACUAGGAAUGAGAUCAAAGCUUGCGAGUGGUUCCCUCUUGCGGACCUGCCGGCGAAUAAGAAGGAUAUGACGCCUAAGGUGAAAAUGGGCGUAAGUCCGAACGCGUUCUUCAUGGUGCUGCCGUUCGUGAAGCGCAUGCGGCGAUGGGUCUCCGAGCGGAACCCCAAGGGGCGGCGCACGCGGCACAAGUCUCUGGGAGACCUGGAUCUUAACAAGAGCAAGGGGAAGAUAUCACAGGGCCUACAGAACGAGAUAACAGACUACCAACAGCAAAACCCUUCCAACCCCACCCCAAAAUACAGUAGCAACCCCAAACACGCCUACGCGAGCACCUCCAAGAACGGCAACGGCAGCGCCAGGAAAGAGCGAAGAAACCCCAAGCGGCAGCUCUUCACACCCCAGAACACCCAUAGCACCAACUUCUCACCCGUGCAAAAAGAGCAGACUCCCACUCAAGAGCCCGAGGAAUUAUUUGUAGCCCCGUCUUGGGCUAACUUCAAGUUUGAUAUGCAAGCGAUAUUGAAUUGUCUUAACUGAGAUUUUAUAUGUAAUGUAACUGAAGACUAAUUAGUUAUUAAAGUUGUAAAUGACCAUAU